AUGAUGCUUAGUGACUUGGUGUUGGGUAUUUUCUUCCUUAUUCAGUUGGGAGUUGGCCUUCUCGGGAAUUUCUUCCUCCUGGGCCUACACAGCUUCACUUUACUCACCAGCCAAAGGCUGAGACCCAUAGAGUACAUUUUUGCCCAUUUAGCUUUGGCCAAUGCAGAAGCGCUUCUCUCCAAAGGAAUCCCUCAUACGAUUGCCUGUUUUGGCUUGAAAAAUUUCUUGGAUCGUGUUGGGUGUAAAUUUAUUAUUUUUCUCCAGAAUGUGGCCCGGAGUGUUUCCCUCAGCAUCACCUGCCUCUUGAGUGGUUUUCAGGUCAUCACCAUCAGUCCCAGUCACUCCAGGUGGGCAGAACUCAAGAUCCAAGCUCAAAAGUAUAUUGUCCCCUCCUGCUUCCUCUGCUGGUGUUUCUACCUGCUGAUCAAUUUCACUUUGAUUGGAUCAAUGCAUAACUCAGGGUAUCUGACUAACAAUACAAAGAUAUGGAAUCUGAGAUAUUGUUCAUCUUUAACCCCUGACUCUUUUAAUGCUGCACUUUUUGUACUUGUCUUUUCUAUUCCUGAUGUUAUGUGUAUGGGAUUCAUGAUCUGGGCCAGUGCCUACUUGGUACUUCUCCUGCACAGACACCACCAGCAAGUGAAACAUAUUCACAAUCCUUACCUGUCUUCCAGAAUAUUCCCUGAGAAAAGAGCCACCCAUGCUGUCCUCCUGCUAGUGAGCACAUAUGUCUCCUUUUAUUCCAUUAAUUCUAGCUUGUCAUUUUACUUCUUUCAAAUGGAGAAACAUGAAUCCUGGUUCGUGGCCACCUUAGAUCUCCUAGGAACAUGGUUCCCAGCCAUGAGUCCUUUUGUGCUGAUCUUCUCUGACUCCCAAAUCCUCAAAUCCUGGCAUGCUCUGUGGCAUAGGAAAUGUUUGCUCCUAUCUCCUAUGCCACAGUGUCCUCAACCUUACCCCCCUCCCAGUAUCCUGUCCCAACACUGUGACAAACAAAUUUCUUUCAGAAGAUGGUGGUACAGGGGCAAGGUCACUGGAAUCUAA
Molecule: messenger RNA, 1041 nt
Organism: Trichosurus vulpecula (common brushtail)
Lineage: Eukaryota; Metazoa; Chordata; Mammalia; Diprotodontia; Phalangeridae
Product: vomeronasal type-1 receptor 3-like
Exons: 1
Coding region: 1-1041 (346 amino acids)
Biological process (GO): G protein-coupled receptor signaling pathway
Cellular component (GO): membrane
Molecular function (GO): pheromone receptor activity
Source: RefSeq, a predicted model, not a curated record